AUGAAUCCAGCCACCCAGUAUCUCAUCACCCACAGCUUCUGGCGCCACAACUACGAUGUGAGCACAAUAAACAAAACACAUCUUUUCCAUGUGGCCAACUCCUCCUUAACCCCAGGAAAGCCGGAUCUUACUUUCUACCGUAGCUCCGACUCCAAUGGGCCCAUUGUGGGAAUAUGCAAGUUCCGACACUUCUCCUCAGACUCUGAGAUCGGUCUAGGAGAUCCUGAAUGGCCCAACAAAAUGGACUGGGAAUACCUACACAAACAAGGAUUCAUGAAACGUACAUAUUGGUUCCGCAUGCAGCUGGAAGGCGGCACAAAGCAGACUUUCACUUGGAAACGAACCCACUCCCUUGGCAGCGGCAGGGACAAUCAUAAACUAGUUGAGGAGACCAGCCAAACGGUUGUGGCCGUCUUUUCUUCUGGAGGCAUCUUUUCCAAAACAACCGGUUACUUAGAUAUCUACUUGGAUCUGGGGCCGCGAUUCAACCUCAUGGCGCUUAUUUCGGGAAUUGCCUUGGUCGAGAAGGUGAGGCGACAGAACAGUGCAGGUGGGGGAGGUGCAGGUGGAGGUGGAGGAAGUUGUUAG
Molecule: messenger RNA, 588 nt
Organism: Penicillium vulpinum
Lineage: Eukaryota; Fungi; Ascomycota; Eurotiomycetes; Eurotiales; Aspergillaceae
Exons: 1
Coding region: 1-588 (195 amino acids)
Source: RefSeq, a predicted model, not a curated record